Lampris incognitus (smalleye Pacific opah) is the source of this 3142-nucleotide messenger RNA. RefSeq lists its product as uncharacterized. The transcript has 10 exons. Bases 24 to 2369 code for a protein of 781 amino acids. NCBI's taxonomy places the organism in Eukaryota, Metazoa, Chordata, Actinopteri, Lampriformes, Lampridae. Gene Ontology annotation, molecular function: zinc ion binding. The record is from RefSeq and is a predicted model, not a curated record.
UGAUGUUGACAUUUUGACUGAACAUGACUUCGUGCCUGCACUGCCAGCAGUCAGGAAAGGGAGAGGGAGGAGGAGGGACAGGAGAACGUCCACUUUUGGAAAAACUAUUACCUGAGGGAUAUGUCCAUUUGGUGUGCUCCUAUGUGGAGACGGCACAGGCUCAGUUUAGGGCACAUAUUAAACUGAGAAUUACCUCAGAAGAUGAGGUUCAUAAAUGGCUGGAAGAUUUCCAAACCUCAUCUGGGCUGACUUGGAGAAAGUCUAAAACAUAUCCAAACACUGGACGUUACAAUGCUUACAGGGUGGACUUAAGGUGUCAGCACAACACCUUUCCCAAAACAGUUGGGAAAAAGACCAAAAAUACAUCAUGUGCUGCCACCAUGUACUUGGUCCUGAAAAGGCACACAUACAGCCAAAACAGGAAGUCAAGGUCUGGGGAUCCACAUAUUAAGGAUGGGUACCUAUUGAAUGUCAAUCUCAGACAUGAGCACAACCACCGGCUGUCGUGUGCUGACGCUGUACGGAAACGUGAUGUCUCAGGCGAGACCAUUGCCAAACUGAAGAUGCUCUUUGAGAGUGGCCACUCCCCCUCCUCAGCACUGGAUAUGAUCAAGUAUGAUCUGCAGGAGCAGGAAGGGGAAAAUUACAUCCACGCUGCUGCAGACCGCUCCAUUUGUCCUGAUGUUCAUUUUUGUUACAGGCUUUACUACAAGCUUUUCCAGAGAGCUUAUGGUUCACCGUCAGGGGAGGAGAUGCUGGUAGAUCUCAAUGGCAGACUUUACCAGUACAACAUGGUGCAAGGGGCUACAAGUGCAAAAAUGGAAAAAACCGAAGACGGUCACGUGAUCAUUGCCAUUUGUACCCCAGUCAUGAAAAGAGUACACACAAUGUUGAGAGAGAGUGGAGAAAUCGUCUUUGUGGAUUCAUCGGGAAAUUGUGACCGCCAGAACCACCGGAUAUUUCUCUUUCUCAGCCACUCCACUGUUGGAGGAUUGCCAUUGGGGGUGCUCAUAACGACAUCAGAGAGCAGCUCCACCAUUACAUCUGGGCUUCAGCUCCUGCAAACCCUUUUCCCUAGCGGUAGCUUUUUUGGACGAAAGCAGCCUCAAGUCAUCAUGACAGAUGACUGCAGAGCUCUGCGGCAGUCCCUCCAGGCAGUUUUUCCUGAAGCCAGGCUGCUCCUGUGCGUGUUCCUCCAACUGCAGGCCAUGUGGAGAUGGUUGUGGAGUGCCCACAAUGGUGUGGCUAAGCAAGACCGACUACAGCUCUUAAAUUCAUUCAAGAGCCUUGUCUACGCUGACUCAACCCCAUUACUGACAGAGCAGUACAACCGAUGUCUUGCUGACCCUGUUGCCAUGAAAUAUCCUAGAUUUCUCCACCACUUGGCAGAGAGAGGGCAUGACACCAACAGUAUUGUGGAGAGUGUUGUCAAAGUGGUGAAGGAGAAGGUCCUCCACAGGAUCAAGGCAUACAAUGCUACUCAGUUGGUAGAUUUUGUUACCACCAGGAUGGACGCCUACUACAUUCGUUGUCUCACCAACAUAGCAAAUAACAGAAUGGCUGAGCUUCCCAGAACAAAGCCUUUCUUUUAUGGAAAUGAUGUGGAUUGUGAAAAGAUUGCACAGGUAGACCAAAACCACUAUGUGGUUCGAAGCGCAACAUCUGAGUUGCAGUAUGAUGUCAACAUGGUGAUUGGAUGCUGCACAUGUGCAGUUGGAGUCACUGGUGCACCAUGCAAACAUCAAAGUGCAGUUUUGAAAAAGUUUGGUCAUCAUGAGAGCUUCCUACAUGUCACCACACCUCAGAUGAGAAAGCUCUACAAUGAGAUUGCAACCGGUUUGGGCAGUGCUCAGGAGGAGAGCAUGGAUGGGGAUCCUUCAACCGCCAAAUCUGGCACCUUGGGUAUUGAAGGCAUUUUGCCAGAGGCAAGUGACUGCACCAUUGUGAAUGCCAGUCCACAAGGUACAUCAGGAGAGCACCUUGAGGAGAUGAUCCAGCAGGUCUGCAGGAGUCUUACAGAUAAACUAAAAGAUGACCCCCAAGCCUUCACAGCACCGAUUCGCACCUUUCUAGGAACCUACAAUAAAAUGAAUGAUAGCUCCCUCAUGUCAGCUCUGCAUUGUUUUGGUAAGGUGCCACAGGUGAAAUUAAAAAAUCUGCAGUCUUCAAAAAUGAUUGGCGUACAACCAACAGCUAUUGCCAGAAGAAAGGUGGCACUAGGGGGAAGACGAACAUUGAUACCUGGACAACCUCCAAAAUGCUCAAGGAAGGAGCAUCCGUAUUCAAAAAAACAACAGCGCAGGAGAAGUGCACCUCAUUCCAUGUUAAAAUGUGUAGAGGAGAACACAUCUCUCAGUGAUAAUCACUAGCGCAACUGCAGUGCACCUCACCUUCCCCAUCCCCAUCCUCACCCUUCCCAUUCCUUCCCAGAACAUGGACAUUCAACUGCAGUGCACCUCACCCUUUCCAUCCUUUCCAGAGGAUGGACACUCAACUGCAGUACACCUCAAUGCUCCACUCCACUGGAGCUAUUUUUGCACAUAGUUACAUGCCUAAAGUUUUAUGUCUAUAGUUAUAGAAGAGGAUACCAGUCAUUGAAAAUAUCAAGACAGUUAUAAACUGGCUGUGAAUGUUUAUGAGGUACAUUAUACCACAAGUUCAGAAAUGAAUGGGAGGUUGAGGCAAAAAUGCCCUUGAAAAUUCAAAAAAUAUCCGUGAAAUUAAAAAUAACUCAAUUUGGAGCACCCUUAUUUGCGUUUCACCCUGUUCAUAUCACUAUUUCUAAAUAUGCAAUAUAACUGUAUUAUUUAAUAGUUCAAUAAAAUUGCUCUGGAAAAGGACCAAAAUGAGCAUAAAAGUCAGCUCAUGGGGGCAAAAAAUACCCCUAGCAAAGGAGUUACUGUUACUUGUAAACGUUAACAUCUUUUUGAUCAUCAAGCCUUGUUGUUUUGAACGGAGGCUGUGCAUCUUUCAUUCGGUUUGAGUGUAAAAGGUGUGCAAAUAUUUAAACCAGAGCACUGAUGCCAGCAGGAAGAUGCGAGGUUUUGCCAUUUUCCCUAAGGUUUCUUGCUUGUAUGUUUUAUUCUAUCUGCUGUUUGAUAUUAAAGCUUUUUCAAUGUGAAAUGAAUACAUGAAAUAUGAA